Messenger RNA from Cyclocybe aegerita, 2439 nucleotides. The record is from the annotation of a GenBank genome assembly. Lineage: Eukaryota; Fungi; Basidiomycota; Agaricomycetes; Agaricales; Hemipholiotaceae.
AUGAACACGGGAAGCAAAAAUAGGUCAGGGGAACCCUCCGGCUCGCGGCGUCCUGGGUUGUCUUGUGCGGAAUGUCGCAGGUCGAAGCUGAAAUGCGACAGAUCUUUUCCAUGCCAAGCUUGCAUCAGACGAGGUUGUGCGAACAUCUGCCCGGAAGGAACUCUCAAUGCGACGAAAGGCAACAAGGUGUUGAUGGCCCAUGCUCAACGAAUGACCGAGCAAAUAACGACAUUGAAGGCCCGGGUGGAAGAGCUUGAGGAAGCGCUUGCCAAGACUUAUGAUGGGGAUCAUCCUCUCUUACGGCGUUCUCCUCCCAGCACGACUUCUGAGAAAGACGAUGACAUUACGGAUGCUAUCGGCUCUCUCUCGAUUGGUGCUCACGGCCAGUCAAAAUAUCACGGAGAAAGCUCAAGCUCGGAGUAUUUUCAAGAUUUAUUGGAGGCCUCGGACGACGAAGAGCCCGUUGGGCAUCCAAAUCCCUACGACUUACGAGACGAGAUUGUCCACCUCGUCGACGCAUUUCCUUUUGGCCUCAAAGAGCAUCGGUACAAUAAAGAAUUGUUCCGACCCUAUAUCCCUCCCCGGAGCACGGCAAUGGAGUUCGUCAAUCUCUACUACAGCGACGCUGCUUGGAUGUACGACCCCAUAAUUUUGCAGGAAUUCACAACGGCCAUCCUGGAUCCCAUGUACGGGAGUGGAAAUGUCCCCUCAGUAGAAGGCAUACAUCCCCAUGAACUCGCUGUGUUCUUCAUCAUCCUUGCCACCGGCCUUCUCUCCCAUCCUGGCUCCUCAAUGCUAUCGGGGAAAUACCACGCACUAUCUCGAGCGGCGCUGUCCCUAGAGCCCAUCGCAGUCGAAGCCACCUGUUCAGCGAUACAGGCCAUCUUCUUGACGUUUCGCUAUCUUUACAAUGCAGACCGCUCCUACAACGAAGAACGCUGGUUGUUAACUGGAGUUUGUGUCAGGUUGGCGCAAGCUCUUGGCCUGCAAAGGGAUGGUUCCAAUUGGGAUUUAUCGCAUGAAGAGAUACAAAGACGACGGAGGAUAUUCUGGGAGCUCUUCGUCUGGGACGCAUGGGGCAGCCUCGUGAAUGGUCGCCCGCCCGCUCUUGCUUUGCGUCAAACGGAUUGUCUCUAUGCGGACGAAGUAAACCCGUACAUCAAUGCAGACGGCAAGCCCGAGUUCAGCUGGAACACUUGGAAGCAACGAUAUGCGGCAACCUGCAUGAAGGCUUCAGCAGAUCAUGUUUUCAGCCUCUUUGGACCUUCAUAUAAUGCCCUUCUCGAACUCGACAAGAAAAUUCGCAAUUUCAUCGUUCCUGACUAUCUCCACGCCCCAAUCGACAAUGUCCACCUACCUCUAUCCUGGUCUCAAAACCCACACAUCGCAAUACAGCAGUAUUGCAUUAUGUCCGUGCAGGAAUCAAAUCUCCUCUAUGUGCAUCGAAGUUAUUUCGCUCAAGCCAUCCGCCAGAUGCCCAAGAACCCGCUCCUUCAUAAAUAUGCUACGUCUGUAAUGUCCACGUUUCGAAGUGCUCGACGUGUCAUUGCUGGACUUCGUGGAGUGUACCCUAUCAGUCCUAGAGUUGUGAGCUGCAAUUGGUUCUUCUGGUCAUGUACAUUCUCUGCUUGCGUCGUGUUAGGCGCGUUGGUGGUCGAGAGCCCGGGGUGUUCUUUAGCUGCAGAUGCUAUGCGCGAUCUCAAGGAGACCGUGCCAUUCUACGAAGAAGGGUCGCAACCAGGAGCCCAAGCAAGCGUUACCAUGCUCAAGAAACUGUGCUCCAGGGCCUCUGCGGCCUUCGAAUCCUUCCGAAAAGGCAACGAUGUCGAACACCACAGUAACCCUGCAGCAGUGGUCGAUGACCUCGAAGUCCUCAGCGGACGAAAGACCGUGAUUACCACAAGUGCAAGAUCUUCUGCAUCGCCAACCAUCAGUUCCACUGCGGCGAUACCCGUAGAAGCCACUUUGGCACGCACAGCAGAAGCUGGCCUCUCUCAGCCUGGCCCUUCGAAAUCCAUGGAUACGUUUUACGACCCUGUCGAAUCACACCCUAACAUGAGCGGAUUUCAAGCUUAUUCGAUGCAUGAAGGCGAGCGUUUCCCCGGCCCAGCAUACCCGCCAACGAAAGAUCCUACGGAAGGACCUAUGCCAAUGCUGUCAAGAUAUGUCCAAGGAAAUAUGAAUUAUUUCGAGCCGAUGUAUUUGAGUGGCCAAUCCAAUACCAGCGGCCUAACCAUGCCGAAUAUGCCCGAACACUUUUCGACUACUGCUGAACAGCAACCUAGUCAACCUUACGACGGCUCAUGGCACCCGCCGUCAUCUCUGGGAGGACCACAACAGGGUACUCAAGGCGAUGGCCGGCAGAAUAUGCAUUUCACACAAGAACACAAUCAAGCGGAUGUCUGGAGGAAUUUUAUUGGGCAAUAUGGGGCGAAAUAA